AUGUCUCUGACACCGAAAUGGGUCCAAAAUCUGAAGCCUUCUGGGCCUCAGGGUCAUGAGCUCCUGACUGCUGAGAGGACUAAUUCCUUUGUGAAAGAUGACGAGAUUGCUACUUUUAUGUUCUCGGAAUUGAACUUGAAAAGGGAUGCAGCCAUACUACAAAUUCUGAAGGCAGAUCCUGCAUUUGACAAACGGAACAACUAUUACGCAGGUCGCAUUGAUCGCAUUCGAACAGCACUUGCACGGGGAAAGCGACUUCAGCAACUCUCUGCAAAGCACGGUUGGAGUGAGGAUGAAUAUCAAGUCGCUUACGACUUGAUAGGUGAGGCUACGCCGUAUGGCCUGCAUGCUGGCAUGUUUACAAAAACACUCAGAGAACAGUGUACACCUGAACAACAAGCCAAAUUUCUGAAAGCUGCGAUCGAUUAUGAGAUCAUUGGGUGUUAUGCGCAAACUGAACUUGGCCACGGCUCGAAUGUCAAAGGCAUUGAAACCACGGCGACUUGGGUGGCACAAUCUCAGACUUUUGAAAUACAUUCGCCUUAUCUGACCGCCUCCAAAUGGUGGAUCGGAUCACUUGGUAAGGCCGCAAAUCACGCUGUGGUUAUGGCUCAGCUUCUUAUUGAAGGCAAAAGCUAUGGCCCGCAUCUCUUUCUGGUCAAGAUACGAGACUUGUCAAGCCAUCAACCACUUCCGCAAGUGUAUGUCGGCGAUAUUGGACCUAAAGUCGGCUUCAAUACCAUGGAUAACGGGUUUCUGCUGUUCGAUCACCUACAGAUUCCUCACGAGAACAUGUUGGCGAGAUUUGCAAAUGUGGACCCUCUGAGUGGAAAAUACUAUCAAUCCCCGAAUCCUUCACUCGUCUACGGCACUAUGACAUGGGUACGGUCCAACAUUGUGCUCCGAUCUGGGCGGGCGCUGGCCCGUGGUGUCACCAUCGCAGUUCGGUAUUGUGCCGUGCGCCGACAGUUCGUUGACCGAGACAACGCAGCACCGGACACAGAAACCCAAGUGUUAGAUUACACUAUGGUUCAGCACCGGCUUUUCCCUUUGCUGGCCGCCACGUUUGCAUUACACUUCACGGGAAAAAAGAUGAUCCAGAUGUAUCAGAACCACCAGGCUGCUGGUGGUAAAGCACUGAUCAUAGAGCGCCCGACGGGACCUGAGGAGGCGCCAAGCAUAGUAUAUGAUGCGAACCGAGCGUUGGCUCAACUACAUGCUCUAUCUUGUGCACUUAAGGCUCUGACUUCAACGAUCGCUGGAGAAGGAUUGGAAACUUGCAGAAGAGCCUGUGGUGGUCACGGCUAUUCUGCAUUUGCGGGUAUUGGAGCUUGGGCGGCUGAUUACUUGCCAACACUUACCUGGGAAGGGGAUAACUAUAUGCUUACGCAGCAAGUGAGUCGCUACUUGUUGAAAGCUGCAAGACAGGUGCGCAAGAAUCAACAUCGUUCGGAAAACGGUGACGCUGUGCAACUCCUUGCCGACUACACUUCUCACAAGAGCACAGCAACUCAGAGCCUUGACUUCGAAUUGGAUGAUGCAGGGUUAAUUCAAGCAUUCCGCCACCGAGUCGGUCACCAAACAUUCGACUUGCUGCGCCGGAGAGACCAAGAAGGCGCGUCCUGGAAUAGUCUCCUGGUCGAUUUCUGGAAGCUGAGCACGGCGUACGCCCAAUACUCACUCGUGAGAAAUUUCAAGGAAGCGUUACAAGACGCCACGCAGACUGGCCUCGCACAAGGUAACAUUGAGGUCCUCCACAACCUCUUCCGCCUUUACGCGUUGAGCGUCCUGUCGCAGGAUUUCGCCGGUUUUUUGAAGAGUGGAGCAUACACGCCAAACAAAUUGGUCCAGAUCGAGGCGGAAAUGCUGAAACUCCUCCUGAGUAUCCGGCCUCAUGCGGUCAAGCUCGUGGACGCGUGGAAGCUGUCAGACUGGCAGUUAGACAGCAGUCUUGGGCGAAGCGAUGGUAAGGUGUAUGAGGAUCUCUUUCACAGAGCUAGUGUGCUCAAUCCGUUGAACCUGGUGACGUUCGACUCUAACCCGAGAAGUCCUGUGCUGUUUCGCGAAUGGCAUUCCCAACCAUCCAAGCUCUGA
Exophiala aquamarina CBS 119918 is the source of this 2094-nucleotide messenger RNA. Its product is annotated as acyl-CoA oxidase. The record is from RefSeq and is a predicted model, not a curated record. NCBI's taxonomy places the organism in Eukaryota, Fungi, Ascomycota, Eurotiomycetes, Chaetothyriales, Herpotrichiellaceae. The coding region runs from base 1 to 2094 and encodes 697 amino acids. Gene Ontology annotation, molecular function: FAD binding; fatty acid binding; acyl-CoA oxidase activity. Gene Ontology annotation, cellular component: peroxisome. The transcript has 2 exons. Gene Ontology annotation, biological process: fatty acid beta-oxidation using acyl-CoA oxidase; lipid homeostasis.